Prunus avium (sweet cherry) is the source of this 722-nucleotide messenger RNA. NCBI's taxonomy places the organism in Eukaryota, Viridiplantae, Streptophyta, Magnoliopsida, Rosales, Rosaceae. The record is from RefSeq and is a predicted model, not a curated record.
CCAUUAAACAGAAUGGUGCUCCCGUCCACAAAUACUACAGCCAACUGCAGACCAUCUUUCAGGAGAUUGAUCAUCGCACCCCGAAUCGCAUGCACUGUGACGCCGACAUCACUGAGCGCCAGACUGAACUGGAUCGUCUUCGUGUUCACCUUUUCCUUGCUGGGCUCGAUCCUCAGUUUGAUCAAGUCUGGGGGGAGAUCCUACGCAAAGACCCCAAAUUGGACCUUGACCAAACUUUUGCAUAUGUACGUCGCGAAGCUCAACAACGACUGACCAUGGCCAGUACUCCAGACACUGCGGUUCUGGCCACUCAACGUCCGAGGGGCCCUCCACCCUUUAUCGGUGGCGCUUCUCAGACUCAGACCACAAGCUCUCGUCCGGAAACCAAAUGCACUCAUUGUGGUGGGAACAAACAUAAUCGUGCUCGCUGUUAUGAACUAAUUGGGUACCCGGAUUGGUGGGACCACUCCAAAGCUCCUCGCAGGAAUAAGAGCACCUCCCUUCACACAUCUUCCGUCACGGAUCCUGUAAGUCCUGCUGCUCCACCUGCACCGGCUCCUGCCUCUGCCUCUGUAGCCACAUCAGGACAUUCUCAGCAGCAAGACGAUUGGUUGUGGUACUAGGAGGGGCAAACUCUAUUAUUUGGACCUGGCAUCUGACAGUGAAGCCAGCCUCAGUCAAGCUUACAAAAUUGGGGGGACGAGUGUUGAGAAGAAAACUUC